Polypterus senegalus (gray bichir) is the source of this 6688-nucleotide messenger RNA. It is a transcript of the gene focad, whose product is annotated as focadhesin. Bases 489 to 5897 code for a protein of 1802 amino acids. The record is from RefSeq and is a predicted model, not a curated record. Gene Ontology annotation, biological process: regulation of post-transcriptional gene silencing. NCBI's taxonomy places the organism in Eukaryota, Metazoa, Chordata, Cladistia, Polypteriformes, Polypteridae. The transcript has 46 exons.
CCCGGUUUACCUAUUCUGCACAAGUGCGCAUGUGCGACUUAUAUAGCGUGAGUUCUUCUGCCGGUGGUUCACAGUUGAUAAUGACCUACAAAGGACUUUUAAGUUUUGAGGCCACCAAUCAGCAAUGAUACUCUGCAGCCCCUGAGAUUGUUGAUCCCUGAGUCGUCUUCAAUGAGAUUUUCUGCUUAGGCUGCCAUCUUGGAAAAACUCUACAGAAACUUUGUCAUAUAUUUAUUAUGUAUCCAUGUGUCUUCCCUCAAAGUCUUAUGUCUUAGCUAGGAGUAAUUAUUUAAUCUAUUUUUACAGUAGUUGCUGCUAAAAUGUGUGACAUAUAUUCAUCAGUUGCUCCUAAUAUCUGUCAGUGACAUUGUUGUUUGUAUUUGCUACGUUUUUAAGUUUAGUGUCACUUGUCUGCUGUGUCAGAUUGAAAUCUACAUCAUUGCAAGGAAGAAGGUAUUGACUUACAUUAUGGAAAAAAGUAACACAAAAUGAGUGAAGAUUUAAAGAAAAAAUUGGAUUUUCCAAGUUCACUUAUUCAGAUUCAGGCUGUAAAGAGUCUUGUCAGUGCAGUGCUUAAAGAGAACCCUGAAAAUGAGAAGAUCUCAAAGUCAUCCAACCAGAGUCCUGCCUUACAACUUUUGUGGGAAAGAUGUUGUAGUGACAAUGUGGUUGUACGAGAAGCCUGCUGUGAUGCUCUGGUGCAACUGGUAGUUCAGGAUCAAGCAGAUAUUCAAUAUGUCAUGUACAAUAUCCUCAAUCUUAUUCCAUCAGCCAGGAAUGUUCAUGGUUUAAUAAAAAUGAUGGGGCUGUUGCUUCAAAUUCAAGCUAUGAAGUCAUCUAAAGAGACAGCAGAUGCUUACUGCCCAUACUUAAUCAGGAACCCACCACAUCCAUUUAUCACUGUAAUUGAAAACAGACCUGACUGUUGGCCUGCACUGAUUCAGCACCUGACAUUUUUUAUACAGCAAUGCGUGGACAAGCCCAAGAAAUAUUCCAUCUCUGUCCUUGCUCCAUUUCUUAGGUAUUUGUAUUGUGAACCUUUACAUUUAACAGAGAAUUCUGAAUUAAGACACAGCCUUCUUAAAAUCCUGCUUCCAUCAUAUCAGAUAUCACGGGAAACACAGCCAUCAUUAGCACAUCAGAAUAUUCUUUUGCUGCUCUAUGACUUAAUUCCAUAUCUGCAGAUAAAUGAUCUUGCACAGGUUGUUGACUCUGUCAAUUUCCUUAAAGAACUUACCUACAGUUUUUUGUUACACUCCAAGUUUUGGAUAAAGGAGCUUCAGCACCUGUCACUUCAUUUGUUGUGUGCUUGUGACUUAAGUCUGCGUUUCACAGGAGAAUGCUCAACUUUGACUGAACUUAUUGAGACAACCUUAUGUGCCCUUUCAGAGCAUUUUCCAUCUGAGCAGUUUAUAGUUGGAGUGAGUUUACUACUUCUGCAGGCUCCUUUAAGUCAGCAAGCAUCUCUUCUAAACCUUGCUUUGAAGAUCAUUACUACAAAGGAAGGAAAGAUGGCACCGUUGUGUUCUCCGAUACUAGUGUUGCCUUUACUACAGAUUGUAUCGAGUGCAACUGUGAUGGAAAGUUUAUGUGAUAGUCAUGCUAGUAACUUGCAUCUGCAGCUGGCCUUAACUCUUCUACAGAAUGUUCAAGAACUUUCAUCUGUUAGAAAGGAGGAGCCCCUUAAAAGUUAUGCAAUGACCACCUGGUACAAUGUUAUAUUUGUAACCUGGAAUAUUUUAAAUAUACUAAGUCAAAAUCAAGAAGCAGCUUGCCUCUGGCUUCGUGCUGUUCAAUCGACAUUACCCUUAAAUGAAAAAGUGCCUGAGUACAUCACAGUUCUAGUAGCUUAUCUCAUUGUAAGAGAAGAUGGAGAAUGCUUAAAAGUUGCUUUGAAAACUGUUUCAGAAAUGGCAGAGGCUGACCCCUCCCAGGGUCCAUAUCUUGUUCCUGUUCUGAUGUUCAAAUUGGGAAAAGUUACCAAUCCUGAGCUUUUGCAUGAAUUAUUGUAUACUUUACCAGUUUUGGGAACUCAUAAGUUUUGUGUACCUCAAAUUCUACGUGCCUUACAGAUGCUUGGAAAUGCACCAAAACUUCGACCUGUAGUGCUACGACUUAUGACCUUACUAUGGGAACGUCAAGACCGUGUAUAUCCAGAAUUGCAGAAGUUCAUGGGAAUAUUAGAGAAGCAGUCUGCAUCUAUGGCAAAGGAAGAUCAGUGGGAGCAAAUUGUAGCAAAGGCUGCCUGUAUCCGUGAUAUCUGUAAAGAAAGACCUUACCAGCAUGGUGGCGACAUGCUUGCAGCAGUUUCUCAAAUGUUGAAUAAGUGUUACAAAUCUGACCAAGCUACACCUGCUGCAUUAGCACUUGAUGGUCUGUGUCAGCUGUGUCAGACUGAGGUUGUUGACAUUCGUUCAACAUGGAAUGCAUUAUCUCCAAAACUAAGUUGUGAUUCUCGACCUCUUGUUAUUAAAGCUUUGACUGAUCUGUUUGCACUUGUUCCUUCACUUGAUGUAAAAACCGAGGAGUAUGAGAAAUUUAAAGCACAAGUAGUCAGUAUUCUUUGGAGUUAUUCUCGUAAUAAGGAUUCCAUGGUUGCAAGUUGUGCAUUUAAGUCUCUCUCUCAGUUUUCUGCUGCAGAACACACAAUUUUUCAUUUGCCUGAACAGGUCAGACCAGAAAUUAAAACACAGGAGUAUGAUGAAGAAAAUAAAGUGGAGAAAGAAGAAGAAGAAGAAGAAGAUCUGUCUGUGCCAGGACUCUCAUAUGUCAAACUCAUUCCACUAACAGCUCCUCCUGUUCUUGCUGCACUUGAACAGUUCCUAACAUCCCUUGUUAAGAAAGAGUUGGUAGAAAUGCCACGUGGAGUUUAUCAUUUGGCUCUGAAAGGAGAAAUGUUCCGUUCAGACCAUGGAAAAGCAGUUGCAGGAAUCCCAGGAUUUAUGUUGAAAACAUAUGAAAAGAACAGACAACCAGGACUGAAAUCUGGUCUUGCAGCUGGAUUAUUACUCAGCUAUGAUCUUCCCAUUCAGACUGACAGGGAUGGAAAACCAAUUGCACGCUUUCUAAUGAGCAGAGGGCGCAGUUACCAGCAGAUGUUAGCAGCUCUCAUUCAUGAGGUCAAUAUCCAACCGUCUGAAUGGCACCGUUCUAUUCUGUUGCCUCAGGGAUGGAGUGGAUUCAUGGGCCGAGCUUAUACCGCUGUAUUCCAGGGGCGUCAGGCUGAGCUGGACAUGCAGCAGAAACAUGGCAAAGACAGUGCUGAAAGCCUUCAGUAUAAACAGUUUACAGCUUGGCUCUGGGCUAGAGAUCAACUGACAGAUGUUAUAAAAUCAGCAGCAAAAGACAGUCCAGUUAUGCAAGGAAACUCCAUAUUGGCACUAACUGGCCUUGCAGUGGCUGUUGCUAAAUAUGAAAGUAGUCUUCCUACAGAUAUAGAGGGCAAUCCAGAGAUUGGUCCAGAAAUAUUGUCAACAAAACACUGGCUUAGUAUGGUGUUAUAUACGCUGCUUAGUACAGUUGACAGUUGCUAUUGUCCCAAAGGCCGUGUUUUUACAUGGUUACAGCAUAAAUCAUACUCUGGAGAAAACACCGCCAGUGCUAUUGCACGCUCCUGUGCUUCAUUGGCUCUGUCCCUUAUGGUUCCAGUUUUAAUAACCACAUACAAUGAAAGCAUUGUAGAAAUUCUUAACAUAUUAUGUUUGGGAUUGCCUGGGAAACAGAAUGCAGAUGAAUCUCAAGCUGUGCAGUUUCACACAGGUCUUGCUCUGGGAAUGUUUCUUUCCUCUUUAUAUGAGGAACAUGCCAGUGAAGUCUCUGCACAGAAGAUAAAUCUUCUAUUGAUGAAAUCACUUGAUAUGCUGGAAGGAUGCUGCUUUGACAACAAUUUGGAAUACAAUACUGGCUGCAUUUUGGGAGUUGGUCUUGUACUUUCAUUGAUGAGCCACAGCAGUCAAACAGAUUCUCGGGUGCAUGUAGCAGUGACACUCGAAAAACUCAUCAUCAGUCUUAGAGAAAGUAAUAACCAAAGCAGAAUGCUUCAAGAGGUUUUAGCCUAUUCAGUUGCAUGUGUCACUGUGUCUGCAUUUAAUGCCAGCAUCCUUGACGGUGAAAAAGCAGAAGAAGUAAUGAAUCAAUUGAGAGCCAUGACAGAACAAAAUCAGCAGACCCCUGGAUUUUCUUUGGCGCUAGGUUUAACUGUUCAUGGUUUGUCAUCAUGCGGACACGGGAAAGCUGAGGAUUUAAAUGCUAGACUGCUGCCUGCAUGGAUAAAAAUCCUUCUUACUGAGGGAUGCCCCACAAUGCAGCGUCUGGCAGCUUUAAAUGGAUUAGUUGCUCUUGUUGGUUCUGAAAGUUCCCUUAUUCAGUUGAAGCUUGAGGCAGGACAGUCUUCUCAGUAUCAAAGCCGCCUUAAUGAAGUUAUCAGAGCAAUUACUCAAGUUAUUAGUUUUUCCGGUGCAAUUGGGCUACAGUCUAACGCAUCCUGUCUUAUUGGUCAUCUUUAUCUUGCAAACUCAUCAUCAAGUCAAAGCAGGACUUCAGUUCCACCAGAUUUUGGCUAUUUAAACGAGAAGAGUGUUGUCCGAGCUUUUCUUGAUUAUAUCAUCAGUGCUGGGAAGAAAGGUCCAGAGUUUAUCCAGCCACAUUUGGUAAAAGUAGCACUUGGACCCCUUAGUUCAGUAGGGAAAAGUCACCAGUAUCCUCCUGUUAACUGGGCUGCAGUUUUAUCUCCUUUAAUUAGGCUCAACUUUGGGGAAGAUGUACAGCAGCUUUGUAUUGAACUGGCAGUAACACAGUGUCAAUCUUCACAAACAGCCUCAAUGUUUUUGGGAAUGUGGCUUGUUCCUCCUCUUAUCAACAGUCUUAGUUUAAAGACAAGAGGAUACCUUUUUGAAUCUUUGUCUCUCUGGAUGAAGUACGUUCCCGAUGACAAACUACAGUCAAUUGUGGAUAUGUUAGGAGUUCAAAACUUUACAGCUGAAAACAGAAUACGCUAUCCAGAGCUCUGUUUGUCAGUACUGGAGGGACUUUACCAAGCUAUGAAACUGCCAAAUCCAGCACAGUUCCUUUGGGCUAUUUUGUGUACCACAACUGAGAAAAUAUUGCAUCUUCUUCCAAAUGAAAUACAGGAAAGUGAUUUUGAGCUUUAUAUGAAACUUAGUAAAUGCCUGUCUGAGAUGGCAGAUACUGAAAUCGACAGGAUUACUCAAGUUAAUAAGGACAACAAUUUGAAGAUGACCUUUGUACGUGCCUAUCUGGUUUCUCAGGGAAGAGUACCUCUGCUCUGUUUAAAUGAUACAAUAGCCCCUUCCACAGCAGUGAAUCAUCCAAAUGUGAUUUGUUGGUUCCUCCUCCUUAGUUUUUACCAGUGUCGUCUUACAGUCAAUACCAAUACAGGAGUUUUACAGAGAAUGGAAUGGCUAUUAGAACUUAUGGGACAUAUUCGAAAUAUUGCUUAUGAGUCUACUCAUUUGGAGCAUGGAGACAUCAAAGAGGCAACAGAUUUCUUAUUAAGCAUAUUUUCUGCGGCUGUCACUAUGUGGGCUGACCACGCUUCCCCACUACUUAUUGGAGUUAGUGCAGAAUGGAUGUACAGCAAGCAUGGAGGUCCACGCCAUCAUCAACCACCUGCUAUUCUGGGCAGACGUUCGUCCGAUACACUGACGGUUCAGCAUUCUUUGGAUCUCCUUCCCUUUAGCAUUCAAAUUUUGCUUGCAAAAGAACCAUGGAAAGGUCAGACUCAAAAGUUCAUAGACUGGAUGCUGACCAUGAUAGAGGGGCCCUCACAAGGCUUGUCCAGCACAUCAGUCAAAAGAAUUAAAGCUGCUCUUCUGGCCUUGAGGUUUCUUCCUGAGUUUAAGAAGAAGUCUGUCUGGACCAGAGCAUAUGGCUGGUAGGACUGCAGUGGAGAAAGACGAUGGUCAGCAUGUCAACAGAAUCAAACGUAAUGACCAGGAGUGAGCUGUUUGUAUACUCAUUUAAAAAAGGUGACCUUCUUCCGCAACAAAUAAAAAUGCAAUGGCUGAUAAAACCAGGAAGCAAUCAAGCUGAUUGCAAUUGUUAUAUUUAAAAAGAGGGUGAAAGAUGCUUUAAAGUAUUCUAGGCUGUAAUAAAAGAAGCUCUGAGAGUUCCAAGGCCAAAACGCCUUUCUGAUGGCCGACUUCAGCAGCUGGCAGCAGUGAUUCUAAAUUCCUACACGGAGGCCUAAAAUGAGGCGCAGCUUGUGAUGAAUGAGCACCUCUUUAUUGGGAGGUGGUGGUGUGAUACCCUCGCACAUGUUUUAGUUGUGUAAAGCAUGAUGAGAAACCUUUGGUCCGUGUUCAUUGCCUACAACUGGACAGGAUGUGUAGGGUCUGCUUCUUUAAUGCCAAAAAAACGUAAUUACAAUCAUAAUACUUAUUGCUGUUUUUUUUUCCUUAUUUGAAUCAUGUGAUGAAUUUAUUUUUCCGUUGUCACUAUUGAAAGAUAUCUGUGUUCAUGCAUUUUGUGCUGAUAUAUUGGUUUAUGUUUCACUUGCCAUAUGUAACUAUUUGCAUUUAUGCUGCUUCUCAAAGAGUAACAAAAUUGAAAUAAUGGUGAAUAAAAAUGAAAAUGUAUGUACCAAGCAUACAGAUAAACUGUACACAGAGAAGUAAGCAAUAUGUAGGGUGACAGGCCUGGUCUUAAUAAAUAAGAGUUGAUCAGAUUA